Spodoptera littoralis (African cotton leafworm) is the source of this 897-nucleotide messenger RNA. NCBI's taxonomy places the organism in Eukaryota, Metazoa, Arthropoda, Insecta, Lepidoptera, Noctuidae. The record is from the annotation of a GenBank genome assembly.
AUGGCUUCGUCAUCCUCAAUUAAAAUCAAAACUAAAACGGAACAUCUGUUGUAUAAAUAUUAUACCGAAGAAAAGUUAGAACGCGAAAAGUUGCAAAGCUUAGUAAAUGACCUCAAAAGUCAAUUAGAACAACUACAGCAUCAGCUUAAAACCAUCCAGGAGCAAAAAACUUCAGACAAGAAAAAUGUCACUACCGAGAAGCCAAUGCCAAUCGAGUAUGAGACAGACGAAGAAGAACUAGCAAAGGAAACAGAGUGGGUACGACAGAAGAGCAGAAAAAAAAGGAAAUUGAACUCGUCAUCACUGUCCUCACCAACUCAACAAGGAGACGAUCCUAGCCAGAAAACUAAAGAAGCUAAAAUAAAGAAACAGCCCACACCACCACCUAUAGUUGUGGAGAAUGUCAAGAACUACCAAGAGUUCUACGACCUUCUUUCAACUAAUGUAACGAAAGACUCUUUCGUUACGAAAAUGAUGAAUGGAGAAAUAGUUAAAAUUAACUCCAAAAAUGAUGACUCAUACAGAUCCAUCACCAAGCUAUUGUUACAGAAUAAUUGCUGUUGGUACUCGUAUGAGAAUAAACAAGAUAGGCCGAUCAGGGUGAUGGCAAAAAACCUUCAUUCUUCCUGCCUGCCAAAUAGAAUAAUUGAAGAUCUGACAGCUCAAGGAUUCAAAAUAGAAGAUGCUGUAAACAAACUGAGUUGGAAGAGCAAAGAGCCCCUCAGUAUGUUCAUGCUCUCAUUCCAGAAGGAUGAAGACAUAAAGAAAAUCUACGGAAUCAAAUCCAUACUGGGCUGCAAAGUAGAUAUACAGCCUUUAAAAACUUCAAAAUUAAUUCCACAAUGCAAAAGGUGUCAAGCAUAUGGCCACACACAGAAAUACUGUUCCCCAGCUUGA